This is a messenger RNA of Helianthus annuus (common sunflower), 921 nucleotides long. RefSeq lists its product as uncharacterized. The transcript has a single exon. The record is from RefSeq and is a predicted model, not a curated record. NCBI's taxonomy places the organism in Eukaryota, Viridiplantae, Streptophyta, Magnoliopsida, Asterales, Asteraceae. The coding region runs from base 1 to 921 and encodes 306 amino acids.
AUGGCAAGCGAUCAGAACACGGCAGUAACACCAAGUCAGGCAAUGAUAACCAGCAACCCAUUGCUGGAAACGAGUUCGGUAGCCACCACCAUGCCAGUUUCACCUGCUGUGACCAGGUCUCUCGACUUGGAAUUCGAAGUAGAAGCACCACCAGGGUUUGCAAACACCUCUGCUGCUUCUUAUGGGAUAACAGCAGCAGACCCCUUUUCAUACACCUCCUGGCAGUUGCGAUCAGUGGUACCGACCACAAUAGACACCAAUGUCUCCACCCCAGCAUCAACCACGAGUGCACAGACUAUACGUCAUAGCACUAUGCCUGUUAUCACGUCCGCGGGCCCAAAUAUUACUACACCGCAGAUAAGCAUGGCACAAUACUAUCAGCCCUCGGCUACAUACACCAUGCCGCCUUUGUACUCAGCAGCAUUAACGGCGGCAUUGUCCACACCACCACACCAGCCAGUCAUCAUGCCUGCAGGGAUCAUGAACGCCUCGGUCACGCCGGGGAAUCAAGCUUACUUCCCAGGUUACUACUAUGCACCCCCAUACGGGUAUUUACCCCAGUACAAUACUCAAACAUAUACUCCACAGAUGGCAGCACAGAGUUACGCUCAGCAGUCGCCAUACGCGGCCUAUAUGCCACCUUGGUGGACUUUCCCAACAUCACAACUGGCUUACAGUCAACCCCCGCCUACGGCGGAACCUGUUUAUGACAUAGGAAACGCAUCAAGGCCUCGUUUUUCCCCAAACGGGGGACCCAGCGCUACACUGAACAUCACCUCGGCCCAACCCCCUAUCACUCAGGGAACCAGCCAGGGCGAAGCAACCCCUCCAGUACAACCCAUUAAUGUUGAUGUAACACCCCGUGUUUCGAAAGUCAAAGUCAAAGGCAAGAUUGAAUUCAAAGGAAGAAAAGAUUGCUAA